This is a messenger RNA of Rhododendron vialii, 2049 nucleotides long. RefSeq lists its product as uncharacterized. Bases 121 to 1818 code for a protein of 565 amino acids. The transcript has 5 exons. The record is from RefSeq and is a predicted model, not a curated record. NCBI's taxonomy places the organism in Eukaryota, Viridiplantae, Streptophyta, Magnoliopsida, Ericales, Ericaceae. Gene Ontology annotation, molecular function: glycosyltransferase activity.
UUUUGUCAUUCCUUAGUUAAACUUGAUCCAAACUCGAUCCGUCCUAGGUAUCACUAACCAAUUAACUUAAGCCUCCCCUCCAUACAUAUAGGCAACAAUUUUUUACCCGCGCGUGGAGGAAUGAGGACUGUGUCUUUGAUCAGAGGGAUCAAUUCCCAGGGAAUGGAGGGAAGAAUUUGUAUUGGCAGCAAUGCCAAACAGUUGUUUCGGAGUAACCGAUUCAUCCUUCUGUUGUUGUUAAUCACUUUCUGGACUUAUGCUGCAUUCUAUGUCCAGUACUACUCUCGGUCGUCGUCUCGCAAGGGUGACAACGAAGCUUUCCUUGGCCGUGAACGAAUGCGCAAGCAAGACUAUCGUGUGAACAACGCUGUAUCCGAAGAGAACUAUCGUAGACAACGCGCAGUUCCGAACGAGAAUCCUUCGGUUGUCGUGAGUGGAAAAGUUUUAAUUGGUGGAUUGAGAAGAAACAGUACUAGUUAUGGAUUGGUAAUGGGUCCGUUUGAUUCGACAGAGGACAGGAUUCUGGAGAAGAGACCGACGGGAGGCUGCGACAAGAAUGGGGAGUUUGCGAGGGUGGUUCGGGGGAGGAAGUUUGUAGUGGUGUUGCACGAGCUCACGAUGACCGGAGCACCGAUUUCGAUGAUGGAGUUGGCGACGGAGCUCUUGAGCUGUGAGGCCGCGGUUUCUGUAGUUGUUCUUAACAAGAAGGGCGGCUUGAUGGCGGAGCUUGUGAGGAGAAAGAUCAACGUGGUCAAAGAUAAAAAGAUUGUCAGCUUCAAAACUGCUGUGGAGGCUGAUGUUGUCAUUCCUGGAUCAGCCGUCUGUGCUUCUUGGAUCGAGCAAUACAGGGCCCAUUUCCCGGGAAGCCAAAGCGAAAAUAUUGCGUGGUGGAUAAUGGAGAACCGAAGGGAGUACUACGAAAUGUCGAAACAUGUUCUAAACAGAGUGAAAAUGCUGAUAUUUCUGAUUGAACCACAAUCGAAACAGUGGCUAGCUUGGUGCGAAGAAGACAACAUCAACCUCGAUUCUCAAGAGAUUUCGGUGGCUCCCCUCUCCGUAAAUGACGAACUGGCUUCCGUAGCAGGGAUUUCUUCCUCUUCUUCUGGCCCUGAAGUCAUGCUUGACAAGAGGAAGGAGUUGAGAAAGGCAGUUAGGGAAGAGAUGGGAUUGAGAGACAGUGAUGUGGUUGUGAUGUGUUUGGGGAGCAUUAAUCCUUCAAAAGGCCAGCUUUUGUUUCUUGAAUCUGCUCAAAUGGUGGUUGACAAAGAACUUCCUAGUGAAGCCAACAUAAGAGAAGUGGUAUCCGAGGGUGAACGAGAACUGCAGGAACAGACGCUCAAAAUUCUAAUCGGUUCGCUUUGGUCUAAGAGCAACAAGCGGGAAUAUGUCGAAGCAAUGCUCAGAAUUAUAUAUCAGCAUCCAAACCUAUCCAAGUCGGUGUUGUGGACUCCGACAACUACGCGCGUUGCCGCACUUUACUCUGCUGCAGAUGUUUAUGUGACCAAUUCCCAGACGAAGUUUGGGGAAACAUUUGGGAGAGUGACGAUUGAAGCAAUGGCAUUUGGUUUACCGGUCUUAGGAACAGAUGCUGGAGGCACUGCAAAUAUUGUUGACCAUAACAAAACGGGUCUCCUCCAUCUCCUGCGGCACCCGGGCAAUCAAGUUCUUGCUCAAAAUCUUCAAUUUAUGCUUGAAAACCCUUUAGUGCGGAAGGAGAUGGGGGCGAGGGGAAGAGAAAAGGUAGAGAAGAUGUACCUGAAGCGGCACAUGCUUGAGAAAUUAGCAGGUGCUAUAUCUAGAUGCAUGACCACAAUCUAAGUAUCUAAUGUCAAUGUACCAUGGAUACCGAUACACAUCUACAAUGCGGAUAUGGCAAUACAAGAAAUUGUUGGAAUUGAAUUUAGAGUUAGUGAUUACAUUAAAUACAUGGGUAACACAAAUUCAUGUAUUAGGUACAUAGAAAGAGUCUAAGUGUGUUCGAUGUAUGUCAUGUAUCACCCAUUUAGUUUUGAAGUGAGACAAUCUUUUUGGGACGAAAAAAAGUGCUAA